AUGCCGAACAGUCACCUGAACGCACCCCAGCUGGGCACGUCUGCAAGCUACGCCAGGUCGCAGGACUUCCUCAACAUUGACGAGCCGCCCUCUGCGCAGGAAACGCCCAGCGUUUCUACGUUCAACCUCCCGGGCCCAACCACGCCCGCCCCCACCGCGGAGAAACCCACCCCCAUGCUCAGACGGCGGUCCACUAACUACAUGGACGCACUCAGUUCCCGGGCACAAGCCCGGGAACGCGAGAGCAGCAUCGGCGAGCACGCUCCGAUCCCGAUCCCGGCCCCGGCCCCGGCCCCGGUCUCGGAGUCUUCCUCGGGAGCAGUCUCCGCUGCUGAGCGCAGGGGCAGCGGACCCAUGGACUUCCAGAAUACCAUCCACAACUUGCAGUACCAAACCACCAACGACUCGGACAUGAGCCACGCGGGCGUGGACAUGGGCGACUCCAUCUCGCACACGCCGGCCAGCUCCGGAACAAGUGACCAGCCAAUCUUCAAGAGCUCGUUCCUCAACAACGGCAGCGGUAACAACACUAGGAUUCCUCGCGACGCCGCCUUGCAACCCGAUCCGCCACGCAGGAAGUCGUCCUUUAAGUACGAGGACUUCAAAAAGGACAUCUACAACAAGCUUCACAUGUUCGAGGACAAGUAA
Messenger RNA from Saccharomyces eubayanus, 648 nucleotides. It is a transcript of the gene IGD1, whose product is annotated as Igd1p. Lineage: Eukaryota; Fungi; Ascomycota; Saccharomycetes; Saccharomycetales; Saccharomycetaceae. The transcript has a single exon. Bases 1 to 648 code for a protein of 215 amino acids. The record is from RefSeq and is a predicted model, not a curated record.